Messenger RNA from Entamoeba invadens IP1, 528 nucleotides. RefSeq names its product protein RER1, putative. Gene Ontology annotation, cellular component: Golgi membrane. The record is from RefSeq and is a predicted model, not a curated record. Bases 1 to 528 code for a protein of 175 amino acids. NCBI's taxonomy places the organism in Eukaryota, Evosea, Mastigamoebida, Endamoebidae. Gene Ontology annotation, biological process: retrograde vesicle-mediated transport, Golgi to endoplasmic reticulum; protein retention in ER lumen. The transcript is spliced from 2 exons.
AUGGAAAACGGUGUGGAGGAACAACGGGAUUCUGUCUUCACCACAACUCAAUUCAAAGUAACGCAGAAGUACAACGCGUUUCUUGAUCGUGUGACUCCAUACACAAAAACGCGGUGGGGGAUAUUUGUAGUCACACUUUUACUUUUCAUAUACCGUAUGGUUCACUUCCACAAAUAUUACAUCUACGCGUACACUUCUGGCAUCUACAUAUUAUUCCAAUUUGUCGCAUUUUUGACUCCAAUUAGUAUCGAUGACACCGGCGAUCCUCUUUUACCCGAUGCCACAGGAGCGGAAUAUCGCCCCUUUAUGAGGCGUCUUUCAGAAAAGAAAUUUUGGGUGAGAAGCUAUUCCGUUGUAUUGCUCUCAUUUGUGAUGUCUUUCACAUUCAUUGACUUGCCUGUGUUCUGGCCUAUAUUGCUGCUGUACUUCAUUGUGUUGUUUAUUGUCACUAUGCAGACACAGAUCAAACACAUGAUACAGCACAAGUAUGUUCCAUUUGACUUCGGGAAGAAGACAUAUGAUAAAUGA